AUGAAUACAUCAACUUUCGGCGGAAACAACAUCAACUUCAAGUCAUGGCAAGAAAAUGUUAUGAUAGUUCUCGGAGUCAUGGAUCUCAACCUUACGUUAAUGCUUCCUUCUCCUACACCUCUUACGGACAAAAGUUGUACUGAUGAGAAAAGGGACAUGAAGAGGUGGGAGAAGUCAAAUCUCAUAUGUAUAAUGAUCAUGAAGAGGGCAUUUCCAGAAGCAUUCAAGGGUACUAUGUCUAAGAAGAUAACUACUGCCAAAGAGUUCCUUGAGGACAUUGAGAAAAAAUUUGCUAAGAAUAAAAAGGCUGAAACUAGUACACUUUUGACAAAUCUUAUCUCAAUGAGAUACAAGGGCAAAUGGAACAUUAGAGAGUACAUCAUGAAGAUGUCUCAUAUUACUUCAAAGCUGCAAGCACUUAAACUUGAACUCUCUGAGGACUUGCUUUUACUUCAUAUCAUGAAACCUUGCAAUUAA
Messenger RNA from Asparagus officinalis (garden asparagus), 477 nucleotides. RefSeq lists its product as uncharacterized. The coding region runs from base 1 to 477 and encodes 158 amino acids. The record is from RefSeq and is a predicted model, not a curated record. NCBI's taxonomy places the organism in Eukaryota, Viridiplantae, Streptophyta, Magnoliopsida, Asparagales, Asparagaceae. The transcript is spliced from 2 exons.